Messenger RNA from Vespula pensylvanica (western yellowjacket), 547 nucleotides. It is a transcript of the gene mRpL54, whose product is annotated as 39S ribosomal protein L54, mitochondrial. Gene Ontology annotation, cellular component: mitochondrial large ribosomal subunit. Gene Ontology annotation, molecular function: structural constituent of ribosome. The transcript is spliced from 2 exons. The record is from RefSeq and is a predicted model, not a curated record. The coding region runs from base 80 to 457 and encodes 125 amino acids. NCBI's taxonomy places the organism in Eukaryota, Metazoa, Arthropoda, Insecta, Hymenoptera, Vespidae.
ACGUAUACGCUAUAUGUGAGAUCAUGUGUCUACUACCAAUGACGUAAACAAAUCGCGUAGUAUACGAAGCAAAAUAAAUAUGAAUUUAUUGUGUCGAAUAUCUCCAAAACAUAUCAUUUCUACAUGUUAUAAAAUACAAACGAAUAAUUAUGCUAUACCAGGUUCAAAGGCAACACUUGGAAAGGUGACUGGAAAGAAAGCUAUGGUUUCAUCAAAGAUACAAUUCCCAGUUGAAAAGGAUACUAAUAAGUUAGUGAUGUAUGUCUGCGGAUCUAAUUAUCUUAAAGAAGGAGAGGAUAUUAAAUUGAAACCUGACUCUGAAUAUCCUGAUUGGCUUUGGACUCUCCCUCUUACACCUACGAAAUUAGAGGACAUGGAUCCAAAUACAAAACAAUACUGGCGAAAAUUAAGAAAACUUGCUAUUGUAAAUAGCAAUUUAAAGAAAAAAUUCCAAUAAUUGCAAUGAAGUGUCCAUAUUAUAUAUUGUUAUAUAUAAUUUAAUGACAUUUUCAUAAUAGGAAAUAUAUAAUAUAUCUAAUUAUGUAAA